Molecule: messenger RNA, 879 nt
Organism: Anopheles maculipalpis
Lineage: Eukaryota; Metazoa; Arthropoda; Insecta; Diptera; Culicidae
Exons: 3
Coding region: 1-879 (292 amino acids)
Source: RefSeq, a predicted model, not a curated record
AUGAAUGGUAACAUUCUGGUGAAAUGUGAACCGGUUAGUAAAGAGUCGGAAUUGUUCAACAGUCUUGUUGCGGAUGGCCAGGAUGAUAUGCAGCAGCAGCAGCAACAGCAAUCGCAACAAUGCCAUCAGCAAGAGCUACGCUUUCUGUGCCUGUACAAGCUGAAGGUAGCCGAAGAAACGGUGGAAAUACUGGAAGCACAACAGAUAAAUGUCGAGUGCUUACGCAAAAUGCGCAUAGAAGAUGUGGACGUCCUGUUCGAUGGGAAGCCGCUCGGUUGGAAGAUUCUGUUCCGCGAAGCAUUUCUCGAAUGGCGAGAAGAAAUAGGCCUUCCAUGCAAGAGCAUCAAAACGCUGUACAAUCGCAAACGUUCCAGCGAAUCGUACGAAACGCAAGGGGAAAACCAAUCGGCAACACUAGCCCACUGGGAUGAUUGUUUCACACCAUCGGCACAGCUGUUUCUAGCGGAAAAGGAAGCACCGGAAGAGGUACAACAGCUUGAAAAUAGUGCUCUAAGUAAUCAAACCAUCCGUUGGCCUAUGACACCGGCUACGCUAAAGGAAGUGCUGUACAGUACAACCGUUGGGCGAUCGAUUCUUUCCCGUGGAUGUCUCGGAGUGUUGGGAAAAUCGUUACAGUACCAGCUGACGGCCAUCGUCAUUGACUAUCAUAUGGCGUACGAGACGAAAAUUACUUCACCCGAGCUGGAAAACUAUGCGCACUGCAUAACCACACUAUUGCCUCACGAAACUGCGGCAACUUACCACAUUCCUCGCGGUCCUAACCGGCGCAAUCCGGGUGGUUCACUGUAUUCUCGUUUUAUUAAUCAGAAAAUUAGCAAAAAAGCGCUUGCGAUCGGAAAUUCAAUAGCUGCAUCGUAA